Messenger RNA from Gossypium raimondii (Peruvian cotton), 932 nucleotides. RefSeq names its product protein LSD1. The transcript is spliced from 8 exons. Lineage: Eukaryota; Viridiplantae; Streptophyta; Magnoliopsida; Malvales; Malvaceae. The record is from RefSeq and is a predicted model, not a curated record. Bases 290 to 793 code for a protein of 167 amino acids.
GCUUUUUGCGUUUUGCUUCGGUGUUUCCAAGUCGGCCGAAUCCUAACGACAGUUUUAUGAAAACCAAAAAUUCAACCAAAUCUCCUAAUUGAAGAGAGGAAAAACGUAAAUUUACAGGAUUCCUAAUUUACGCGGAUCUCAUCAUAUUUGUAAAUUUCCCCCUUUUCAGAACAUUUUUCUUUUCCCCUGAUUUCAACCUCUCCGCCUUCUUCAAGGAGCUUUAAGUCUCAAGUGGUUUGCUCCUUGAAAGAUCGGAAUUGGUUUCUUGUUGAAGGAGGUGAAUUCGGAUAUGCAGAGCGAGGUCGUUUGUAGUCGGUGUAGGAACAUUCUUCUUUAUCCUAGAGGGGCUACAAAUGUGUGCUGUGCAUUGUGCAAUACAAUUACCCAAGUCCCUCCUCCUGGAAUGGAAAUGGCUCAACUCGUAUGUGGAGGGUGUCGAACAUUGCUAAUGUAUACAUGUGGAGCAACAAGUGUAAGAUGCUCUUGCUGUAACAUCAUUAACCAUGUGACAGCAUCCAACCCGAUGGCUCACAUCAACUGCGGGCACUGCCGUACAACACUGAUGUAUCCAUAUGGAGCUCCAUCAGUCAAAUGUGCUGUCUGUCAUUAUGUUACUAAUGUUGGUACGGGAAAUGUAAGGUGUCCACUUCCGGCAAGCAGACCGAAUGCCACAGGGACUAUGCCAUCUACUUCAACAAGCCAAACAGUAGUUGUUGAGAAUCCCAUGUCAGUUGAUGAGAGUGGCAAAUUGGUGAGCAAUGUGGUGGUUGGCAUAACAACAGACAAAAAAUGAUCCAAUGCUGCUUUUUUUCUUUUCUUUGUUCUUUUUUUGGAUUUCAUUGGAGGAGAAUGCAAACAAACAUGGUUAUGAAUGCAGCGCCAUUAGUGGUGUAUAUUAUAUUGAAAAUGGAAAUCAUAAACACUUUGUUCAA